UGAUAUUGGUAUCUUACAAUUAAUGUAAACUUCGCGAUGAUUGAAUUCAGUUUUUUUUAUUUUACAUGUUAGGAGAAUUUAAAUAAUAAAACAAAUAAGAAACAGAAGAUACCAAGAUGUAAUCCUAAUAAUGACAAAAGGAACAUACAUUUAUAAUAUAUCGUGUUCUAUGUAUAGUUACGUAUGCUUUUCUUACUCAUAACAGACCUUGCAUACUACUACUAUUACUAUUACUAUUACUACUACUACUAUUAUAAUACUACUUGUAGCUUUGAAAGUUCUCGUUGACUAUUUAUUGUCUACCUUGCCAAAGACAUUAAGAAGACGCCAAGAGGCCAAGUAAAAAAAAAAAGAUGCAAAAUAUAAUGAAAUCAGGGAGAAAGAGAGAAAUAGAAAUAGGAAAGUGAAUAAUACAAAGUAUUUAUGUUAAGAGGAUCACGAAUAUAAUUCAAUUUGAGAAAAGAAGUGUUACAUGGGGAUAGAUAAAGUCGAGGUUUGACAAAAUACGUUAAAGUAAUUCGUUAGGAAUAUUUUUCAAAAUAUUCGAAAAUUUUUCCUUCAUUUCGAUUCGACGAAAGUUUCAUGAACAUAACUAUACUGAAAUUGAACGUAUAAUAGUAAUGUAAUUAGUAUACCUGACGUUUGAUUUAUAAUCCUAAAAUGAGACUCGACACGUGUAAGUGACACCUUCCUAAAGUAAAAACAGGGUUAAAGGAUUUUCUAAUCGAAUUCUAAUCGGAAUAAACGAAUAGACGUCAAUUUAUCCACGUUACAAGCCGAUUGGUGUUACCUGGAUUGAUGAUAUUUUUGAGAUUAUCCUUGGAAAAAUAUUUCUCUAUUAAAAAAUAACAAUUUGGUUAUUCGUUUUAUAAGUUUAACUAUAAUACCAGAAUCUAAAUUAACGUUCUCUGUUUUAGAAAAAUAUUCGUCUAUAUUCUAAAGUUAUCGAAAUAAAUAAAUAAAUAAAUAAAAAAAGAAAAAAAAGCAAGCGGUCAUUGGUCGUGCACGUUUAAAAUCUAUUUCAAUCGGUAUAUUAAUAAUUAUUAUUAACACGAGAUUAGCGAAGAGUAAGCAAAAGAGAGAGACAACUGGAUCGAACGAUUAGCCAACGGUUUGACAAAAAUUUAAACGAUUCCAAAAUGGAUAGUAGGGGUUGUUCAUGUGUGAGAGUAGGCGAAACGGUUUUGCGCGAGUGAACGCAGUUAAUAUAACAGUUAUGAAUUUGGCUCGUUGAAGUAAAGAAGGAAGGUAGGAAAGUAGGAAGGAAGGAAGGAAGGUAGAAAAGAAGGGCGAGGAAGAGAGGUUACGUUCGAUCUGGCAGUAUCAAGUCGACAGUCUAUGAAGGUGUAAUAGUAGUGCGCGAACCUGCUGAUCUAGGUUUCUAGUUUUACCUUAGUAUCGUUCAUUUACCGAGGUCAAGGUUUCGAAGAAAAUAAUUCGGUCGAUGAACGCGUGAAUACUUUGAAUAGUUUGUAAUACUUUAAUUAAAUAUCAGUUUCUCUAUCUUUUACUUCAUUUUGCAUCUUUUUAUUCUUAUUCCAUCUGUUACACAACAUAGAUUCACGUAACUGUUCAAUGAUAAAUUUAAAUUCUUCCAAAGAUUAAACGUAAUGAUAUAUAUAUGACCAAUUAUAUCGUCAAAAGAGUUUACAUAUGAUACUUAUCCUCGAGAGUAAGAUAGGAAGGGAUGAUUAUUCAGUCAAGUUUUAACGAAAUACGAUUGAUAAAUAAUAAAGACUCCCUUUACUGCGCAAAGGGAGUCAAUAACGUGGUCUGACCUAUACGCGAUGGAUGAUCGUACAUUAAACAGGUUCUAUUAUCUAUUCAUUACACACACGGGGCAUCAUAAAAUGAUCCUUUAAUAAGAUAAACGGCAUAUGACGUUAAUUAAACUGCACCUGCAAACAACAAACAACAAACAAGAAUAACAAGAACAAGAACAAGAACAACAAGUAUCAUCAUCGUCAUUGCUUUUGCGUUGCUUAUUUCUAUCAAGUUAAAAUAUGUCAUCGGUUAUCUAACUAAUCUAGCCGAAAAAGGGAAGAAAAAGUUAAUUCAGCAUCAAUCAUGAAUCUUAUGUUCCGCAAGAACUUCGGCGUGGAGAAGGGUGCCGGUGGUGGUUUAACGGGAACCGGAGGUGGUGUUGGUGGUGGUGGAUUGGGAGAGAGUAAACUCGGCGGGACAUUUGGAGGAGGUGGUGGUGGAGGAGGCGGAGGAGCAGGAGGGGGAAGUGGAGUUUAUGGUGGUGUAACGUGUUUGGGUCUUGGAAAUCGUUACGGUAUUACAAGAGGUCAAUCGGUAAUAUCUGGACGCGGAGCAAUAAGACGCAGCAGAGAAUUCGGCUAUUUUCCGUCAAUGGGCGAUCACGAGCACCAGAGUUUCGGUUAUCGAACUCAUCUCUUCCUAUCACCACCCACAGGUGGACCAUUGGGUGCACCACCCGAUUCCGAUGCUGGCGAACGAUUGGGACCCUCGCCCAGGCGCAAUUCUGGCCCCCACGUUAUCAAAUGGGGUGGCGGUGGUGGGGGAAAUUCUGCCACAGCGCAAGGCCCAGUCUCGGCCAAUCAAAGCAAGAGGAAGCAAAAUCAACAAUCGAAGGAACCGUCCGAACCGGCAACCCCGACUGCCUCUAGACAGGUGUCAUUUAGCGGUAAUAAAUCUUCCGGUGCCUAUACACCCCUUGUCGUAUCCGGUAAUAGUCCACCACGUGGUGAACCGAUUUCCCUAGCCACGUUGGACCGAGACUGCUUCAUCAUACCACUCGCAUCAUUGGAAAGAUUUCUACCAGCUGGUGUACCGAGCGCCCCAAUAGCGGACAAGAAAAGAUCAGGCAGUCCACUCUCGAUUUUGGAGGUAGAGGACCCAAAGCAAUGUGUUCUUGCACAUUUCAUGACACCCUUGGAACCCUUGGAUCCUUUGGUAGAGUCUCCUGUUUCAAGACCACUCGUCCUGCAACGUGACACCGCUGCAGAACUCGUUGCAGAGAUUGCACCUUCCGCUUCUCAAAGUAUUUUACUAACGAAUAUGGAAAAAAACGCUGACUUCCCGUUCAUAACGUAUUAUCUGAUAAAUAAGCAGAACACGGAUCCUCUAGAUUUUUACAACGAAGUUCAAUGCGCGGCCUUGAGAAAGUUCGAUCCACGGGACCUUAGAUAUGCUGCUAGUCAUACUUUGGAUUUAUUCAACGAAGUUGCUACGAUAGCCAGACCACCGUUGGAACCACCAGGUGGUAGACCACCUAUUCCGUCCACCGGUUACAUAGUUUCGAUCUUCAAAGUAUUCGAAGGUGACGAUGGUCUCAAGUUCGAACAAAAUUGGCUUUAUUGGAGCGGUGCCAGAAUGAUGUAUCGAUAUUUACCAAAAUCGGUUGGACUUAGGCGAAUAACAUUGCACAAAUCGAUGUCGCAGGGUGACAAAAUGUAUCUACUGAUUUGCGAAUGUUCCCAACUGCAAGACAAUCUAUCCGCAGCGGCAAUAUUAUUGCCGGCAUUGCGUGCACGAUUAUGCGGAUACACUGGCCUUUACAGGCCCUCCGUAUGUUUCUGAUUUCUCCCUAAAAAAGCUCGAACGUUCUAUAUAAUACGCAGGAACGUAACUAGGUGAGCCAAAAAAUGAUCCUUAUCGGUUUACUCUGCGCGUAUAUUUAUAUAUAUACACACACAUGCAUACAUACACGCGUGAUUGUAAUUUUGGGAUAAACUUGAAUCUCUCUCUUUCUCUUUCUCUCAUUUUCUGUCUCUCUCUUUCUCUAUCAUAGAUAUUAUUAAAUUUUAUUGUCAAACAAUAUUGCUACGAACUAUCGAAGAUACGCUUUAUCUUGAUAGAAUUUAUACUAACACACACAUACGUAACGGCGCGACACAUUUUAUUAUGAUAACAUUUUUUUUUUGUUUUUUUUUUUUUUUAGAAAGCAAACGAGAAAACAUUUUCUACCAGAAAAUUUAUAACCUCUGAUUUUUCUAUGAGACGUUUCAGAUCUGUACGAGAGAGGAAAGAAAAAUUCGGUUACGAAUAUUCGUCAACGAACAAACAACAAUUGUUAUAUCCAUAAAAAUAAAUCGUAUUUGUAUAUUAUACAUCGGGGAUAAUGCUACUAGAAAGAGAAAGAGAUAUAUUAUGGAACUUCGUAACAAAUUUCAGCGUAAAAUAAUAAAGGACGGGAAUGGGGGGGGAGGAGGUCGGAAAGGGGGAAGCGUAGAAAAGAAAAAAAAAUCAAUUCAAUACUUCGCACGUAUUCAAUAAUGCUUUAGACGAUAUUUGAGUAAUAAAAAAAGAAAAGAAAAGAAUUAAAAAAAAAAAACAAACAUAUAUUAUAUAUCUCAAUUUUUAACGUCUCUGCUCGCCUAGUUACGCCAACUGGCCAUUUGUAUUUUUCGAUUUUAUAACAUGAUCAUAGCAAUAUCAUACAAUCGGUCAGUUCAUUAUCGAACCAGACCGAUUUACGUUGAACGCAUAUAUAUAUACAUAUAUAUAAU
This is a messenger RNA of Polistes canadensis, 4475 nucleotides long. Its product is annotated as ATP-dependent RNA helicase vasa, isoform A. Lineage: Eukaryota; Metazoa; Arthropoda; Insecta; Hymenoptera; Vespidae. The coding region runs from base 2068 to 3546 and encodes 492 amino acids. The record is from RefSeq and is a predicted model, not a curated record. The transcript has 5 exons.